This is a messenger RNA of Oryzias latipes (Japanese medaka), 5414 nucleotides long. RefSeq names its product solute carrier family 27 member 4 (gene slc27a4). Gene Ontology annotation, cellular component: endoplasmic reticulum membrane; plasma membrane. Gene Ontology annotation, biological process: long-chain fatty acid import into cell; long-chain fatty acid metabolic process; medium-chain fatty acid transport. Gene Ontology annotation, molecular function: oleoyl-CoA ligase activity; long-chain fatty acid transmembrane transporter activity. NCBI's taxonomy places the organism in Eukaryota, Metazoa, Chordata, Actinopteri, Beloniformes, Adrianichthyidae. The record is from RefSeq and is a predicted model, not a curated record.
GGAAAAUUAUAAGGUCAUUUGAACUAAGCCCUAUAGCGCGCUCACCGGUUUCAAUGAACCCAAGGAUAAUAUGAAUUAUUGUGACAAUGAACGGAUGAUGACCGCCGGGGCAAAGUCGACGCGCAUUGCUAAGCAAUUAGUGAGGAGCAGCGCCAGAAAGGGUUUUUAUUAAUAGCAGGAGAUCCCGGUCCGUGUGUGUCCGUCUCUCUCUGAGCGCUUGUAUCCAGCCAAGCUAGCGACGUUGAGCGCAGGUCUACUCUGUAAGCCGAUCAAGGUGGAAUUGUACACAACCAAGAUCAAUUUUGGGAUUUCUGCGUACCGAGACGCCGUAAAGGUGUGGAGAAGGUGCCAGGAUGAUCAUGGUGCGACUGGGUUGUUGCACAGCCAUGCUGUUUGUGUUGAGGCUGCUGCUGGGCCUGCCUUGGUACCAAGUUCUUCCAGCCAUUCUGAUCUUCUACCUGGGAAGUGGAGGAUGGAGCUUUGUGGACAUUAUUGUCAAAACACUUGGCAGAGAUUUACAUGCAGCGUAUGUUCUCCUGCGGGUGAAGCUGAACGUCAGGCGGCACCUCAGAGAGAAGAACACUGUUCCUAAGAUCUUUGCUGAGACGGUGCAGCGCCACGGGGACAAAACUGCCCUCAUCUUUGAGGGCACUGGUGAGAGGUGGACCUUCCGACAGCUGGAUGAAUACUCCAACAGAGUGGCUAACCUGCUGCUGGAACGGGGCUUCAGGGAGGGGGAUGUGGUGGCCCUUUUCAUGGAGAACAGGGCACAGUACGUGGGUCUGUGGUUGGGCAUGGCAAAAGUGGGAAUUGAAGCUGCUCUCAUCAAUUUUAACUUGAGACUGGAGGCUUUGGUCCACUGUAUCAUCAUCUCCAAUGCCAAGGCUGUCGUGUUUGGAUCAGAGCUAACUGACGCGGUGACUGAGGUCCAUAAGUCGAUGGGGAAAGCUGUGCAAAUGUUUUGCUGUGGGGAUUGGGACCCAAAGCGCGUCCCACAAGGAACGGAGUGCCUGGAACCCCUGCUGGAUGGCGCCCCAUCUCACCUGCCUCGCCGGCCACAGCGCUGCUUCACAGAUCGCCUGUUUUACAUCUACACAUCAGGAACCACUGGGAUGCCGAAAGCAGCCAUCGUCGUACACAGCAGGUACUACCGUAUGGCAGCUCUGGUUUACUAUGGCUUUAGGAUGACGUCAGAGGAUGUUGUGUACGAUUGUCUCCCACUCUAUCACUCUGCAGGAAACAUUGUGGGAGUGGGUCAGUGUGUAAUACAUGGCAUGACUGUGGUCAUCAGGAAAAAGUUCUCUGCCUCACGCUUCUGGGAUGACUGUGUCAAAUACAACUGCACAAUUGUUCAGUAUAUUGGUGAGAUCUGCCGAUAUCUGCUGAAUCAGCCCGUUCGGGAUGCAGAGCGGCAGCAUCGUGUCCGCAUGGCGCUAGGCAACGGCCUGCGCCAGUCCAUAUGGGAAGAGUUCAUGAAUCGCUUCAACAUCCCACAGAUUGCAGAGUUUUAUGGAGCCACAGAAUGCAACUGCAGCUUGGGCAACUUUGGCAACAAGAUUGGCGCGUGUGGCUUCAACAGUCAGAUUCUGCCCUUCAUCUAUCCCAUCCGACUGGUGCGGGUGGACGAAGAAACAAUGGAGCUCAUCAGGGGACCCGAUGGCGUCUGCAUUCCCUGUAAACCUGGUGAGCCUGGCCAGCUUGUGGGCAGAAUCAUUCAGAAUGACCCCCUUCGCAGGUUUGACGGCUACGUCAACGAAUCGGCGACCAGCAAGAAGAUCGCUCACAGUGUGUUCAAGAAGGGAGACAGUGCCUAUCUCUCAGGUGAUGUCCUGAUCAUGGAUAAAUACGGCCACAUGUACUUCAAGGACCGAACAGGAGACACUUUCCGCUGGAAAGGAGAGAACGUCUCAACGACAGAGGUGGAAGGGACUCUCAGCAGACUGCUGGACAUGAAGGAUGUUGUUGUUUAUGGUGUGGAAAUACCAGGAGCCGAAGGAAAGGCCGGAAUGGCAGCGAUCGCUGAUCCAUCGCACUCCAGCGACCUGGAGAAAUUUGUGAGGGACAUGGAGAAGGUUCUCCCUCCAUACGCCAGGCCCGUCUUCCUCCGCUUCCUCCCAGAGGUCAAUAAGACGGGAACGUUUAAGUUUCAGAAGACCGAGUUGAGGCGGGAAGGCUUUGACCCCACUGCAGUGACUGAUAAACUGUGCUUCCUGGAUUCCAGCAGAGGGCGCUAUGUGCAGCUGGACGAGGAGCUUUACCGCUCCAUACUGUCAGGGAAACACAAAUUGUGAUGACGAGGCUGAUCACUACAUCUCCACACAUGUACAGUUCACAGAAGAGGACGAUCGCUUGCGUGGAUUAAAGGACAUUUUGCCCCCAUGACCACAAAUACAAAAUAAUAGCCAUAAAAGGCCAAUUGGCGCACAAACGCAUACAAAUUCGUCCUCUCAAACUGGUUAAAAAAAAAAAAAUUCAUGAGCACACGGCUGCAUCCUCCACUGUCCCUCUUGAAAUCCCACCAGGAACAUAUUUUUUGCUACCUCAGCAAAUGCACAGAGGGGCACAUUAUCAGCACUCAGACACCCCCACCCCUCCCCACGACCUGUUGGGCCUGCUCUGUAAAUGCUGAAGAAAGUUGAGGAAUACAAGCUGCCUGGCAUCCAGAAUGCGAAUACUUGAAACUCCGGAGAGCGAAAAGAAGAGGAAUGGGACGUGGGACGACCUCGUGUUGGGACCUAAACUCAUCUGUUUGUUUGACAUGUUUUGUGAGGUUGUUGUGUUUUGAUCGUUGGAUUUCAGCUUAGCCUGCACAAGCCGCCAGAAGUGGCAGACAGUCCCCACCUGUCAGAAGAUCAGACCAGCUUAGGUCUCCAAAGCAUUCCAAAACUUCUUGAAAAGGGAAAAUGAAGGCGUGAAGGAAACUGCGCAGACGACGCAUGAGACCAGCGGUCAAAGCUUUAAUGUGCAAUAAAGCUCGGCGCAUGCAGCCUCGUAAAAUGUAGCAGCUGAUAUGGUCUUUUUUUGUUUUGGCGAAAUACCAAAUAUAUUUAAAUAUAUUUAAGUUGUCUGUGUGUCUCAGGCUUUAAGGACUUUUUACUAUAAUCCAAGAUUUUGUUUUCAGCUUUAUUUACAUCCCAAACUGUUUUAUUAGUAGAUCAUUCCAGCUGCAGCAUGCAUGUUGUAAUCAGCCGCUGGCAUGCAAAGUAGGUGACCCCUGGUCUGAGCGGAUAGUUAUCUGAGCAGGAUCUGUUCAUCCUUCUUUGCUGGUGUGAAGCUGUGCAGGUUUCGUCUGAAGCCGUUUGGGCUUUGUGUGUAUUUUUUAUGCUGAAACAUAUGACUAAAGUGGGUUAAAGGAAAGGGUUGCUUUGCCGGGUUAGAAAGAGCGGAGCGAUCCAAAGAUUCCAUGAUGUUGGAAGCUGAAGCAUGCAUGUCCAAAAAAAGAUACAAGGAAAUUUGCUUUGUGAAUAUUAACAGCAGCUGCAGGUAGAGGUUUACAGGCAUUAUCCACCAAAAGCAGAGCAUUGUGCCUUACUGUGAGUUCAUCUCCACAGGCCCCGCCCCCCUCCUUUCAUGAUCUUUUUUUUUUUAAAUAUAACUUAAUGUUUGACUCCUUUCAUUCAGCUUGUAUCGUCACAGCACUGCAAUGAAGUCAGCUGAAAGUACAGACAUGUUUGCUGAGUUGGCUCCUCCACCCUGCCUGGUGCAGGAUCACACCGCAUGGAGGAGAAGUCUGCAAAGCUGCUCUCCAACUCCGAUGAGGCUCCAUUGGUUGCUUCUGCUUUCUGCGAAGCAGCUGCAUCCUUUCCCAGCUUUGCCUUUUGUGUGAUUGUAGUAGUCCACCCCCACCUGCAGGCUGCUUCUUCCUCUUCUCGUUGUGCUCAGUUUCAUGUUGAAAGGAAACGUGUAUUCAAAGCUUCAGAAAUCUGAUCCCACUGUAAGGCUUUCAUGGUAGAAAGAGUGGAAGCAUAGGACACCCUGAGGUUUACUUCAGGUGUCUUCUGGUAGCAGAUUUCCUGACGUUACAGCUGAUUGUGCGUCUUUGGCAGCAGCUUUAUUUUACAGCUGAUUCAUGACAUGUUUUUUUUUUUUAAAUAAGUUGCACUGACUGAAACUUUUAUUUUGGUGCUGACAGCCUGCUGACAGUGACCACAACUCUGAUCCGUCAUUUCCCUGUUUUUGGGGGAGAAAAAGACCAACGUUCAGGAUUUCUUCCUGUUCUCUCUCCUCUGCAUUCUUUCUUGAUGAUGAGUGUGAUGAUGGUGUUUGAAAAGCAGCGCGUGAGUUGUGAUGUUGUGAAGUAACGUGUGUGGUUUGUGUCUUGAGGGAGCACGGUUUGGCUGUUAUGAUGCUUCUGGAUAAGAGUUGCAUGUGUCAACUCUUGCCACUAGGGGGCGGGUGACUAAACAGCCCCAAAGAUGAGCACUCUGAAGAGGAUGUUUUAAAUUCAAAUUUUAAGAACCUUGUUUUUAAAUUAUUUCUUUGAACUGUAAAUGAAGCUUUGGUUGUGUCACUGCUUGCUGUUUGUUUAGUGUGCGUUUUUAGCUCUUUGGUUUGGGUUUAAAGAGGCAUUCACACAUGAAGGGAUGACAAUCAAAUUAGUUUUGCUCAGUUUUGUUUUUAAGAGGCAAUAGAAAGCAACCAGGAAUGCACAAAUGUUCAUGCCAUCAUUUUAUCAGGGACCACGAGGGUGGUUCAUUUCAUAUCUGCGGGGUAAAAAAAUCAUCUGAUACCAUUUGCAUUUGAGGGUUUAUGAAAUAAAUCUGGAUUUUGUAAACCAGUUCUCUGGUUUUGCAUUAACAUCAAAAUUUUUAAAAACAAGCUUCUCUUACAACCAUUUAUUCAGAGGUUAAACGUGAGAAAUCCUCAAAUUGAGAAAGCCAGUCUUCCCAGCGUGCAAUAAGAUCAUUGAAGGUAUCUUUCUGAAGACUCUACUGAUGUUUUGUGACAUCUCAACCGAAGAACAAUGUUUUCUAAGAGGAAUGUGCCCCUUAUGACUUUGUGUUCCUCAUUUUGCUUUUUGCACAUUUCUUUUCGACAUGUUUGCCUCUGUGUGUGUGUUUUUUUCUUUAUGAAUUGUUUCAUGGUCUCGCCGCGUAGGCAGCAGCUCUCAGCCUGUGCUCAGUGAUGAGGUCUGUGAGGUGUCUGUGCGUGACACACACACACACUGAUGUCCUCUCGUCCACUGAAGGUGACUCCUGCGUUUUUGAAGAAAAUGUCAUAAAAAGCAGUGCCACGGGGAGAAAUGAUUAUUAAUAAAACUAUUUAAAUUGCUCACUGACCACUGGUGGUGUUUUAUGAUUUUUGAUCAUUCCUGAUUAAUAUACCUUUGGUUAAAUAAUUUUUAUUGUUAAAUCAGUUUAAGUGAGAUUUGCUGAAAUUUGUCUGGAGAUACAAAAUAAAAAGACUUUUGUACU